AACGCCGCUCCGGCUACCCGCAGAAGCCAUCUCCGGGCUUUGGGUUUCAUUGUUGUCGUCUGCGGGGUUGGGAGAGAUCGUCCUUGUCCAGACAGCCCGCUUCAACCCCCUGUACCCCUCGCCGCGGGCGCUGAGUGAGUGGGGUCUGCUCCCCUCCCUCCGGCUGUCUGGUGCGACGGCGCCAGAGAGCGGCUGCUGCGCUGCUGGCGGCUUCGCACGGCAGGGGAGUAAACCCCUUUCGUGUGCGGGGUGUGAGCGGCUGCACGGGGGAACGAGUGACAUCAAACUCGGAAAAGCGACUCGAAAAGCGGCUUUGUCCUGCAGGAAAAACAAAAUGAAGGAACUGGUGUCAAACAGUACAACCAGUAUAUCUCAAGCCAGGAAAGCUGUGGAGCAAUUAAAAAUGGAAGCAUACAUGGAUAGGAUGAAGGUAUCCAAGGCUGCAGCAGAUUUACUGGCAUAUUGUGAUGCUCAUAUUGGAGAAGAUCCCCUUAUUAUUCCAGUGCCUGCAUCUGAAAAUCCCUUCAGGGAGAAGAAACUCUUUUGUACUAUCCUCUGAGUGGGUUUUCAAUUAAAAAUAUCUUCUGCUAAAAUUUGGUGUCAAUGUUGCAUGCUUUUAGUUUUAGCACUUUUUUCUUCAGAUAACAAUACUUAGACUAUAACAACACUAUUUUUAGAGG
Molecule: messenger RNA, 680 nt
Organism: Pezoporus flaviventris
Lineage: Eukaryota; Metazoa; Chordata; Aves; Psittaciformes; Psittacidae
Gene: GNG4
Product: G protein subunit gamma 4
Exons: 3
Coding region: 335-559 (74 amino acids)
Biological process (GO): G protein-coupled receptor signaling pathway
Cellular component (GO): heterotrimeric G-protein complex
Molecular function (GO): G-protein beta-subunit binding
Source: RefSeq, a predicted model, not a curated record